AUGGCACAUAAUGAUGGUGAUGAUGUUCAUGCUCAUGCUCAUCUUCAUCACCAACCUCAAGACUUACCCCAAGUAUUGGUCAUCCGCCCACCUCUAUCCUUCUCAAACUUCCAAUCUCAGUACUCCCACAAGUUCCAGUUCUUGAAAGCAUGGGAGUCGCCACUUCCUCUAGACCAGUUCUUGACCACCCAUGCAAACUCUGUCCAAGCCAUGCUCUCCACCGUCAGCUACCCAGUCACCGCUUGUGUCCACUGUUUGCUUCCCUCGCUGCGCCUCAUCGUCACACCCAGCGCAGGCCUCAAUCACAUUGACUUGGACGAGUGCCGCAGCCGUGGAAUCCGUGUAGCUAAUGCUGGGAACUUGAAUUCUGAAGAUGUGGCCGAUGUGGCCGUGGGCUUGUUGAUUGAUUUGCUUAGAAAGAUUUCGGCUGCUGAUCGGUAUGUUAGGCAAGGCCUUUGGGCUAGCACAGGCGAUUAUCCUCUUGGUUCCAAGUUGGGAGGCAAGCGAGUUGGGAUUGUUGGACUGGGAAGCAUUGGCUUAGAAGUUGCGAAAAGGCUUGAGGCAUUUGGGUGUAUAAUUUUGUACAACUCAAGGAAGGAAAAACCAUUUGUUUCAUACCCUUUCUAUUCCAAUGUUGUUGAGCUUGCAGCCAACAGUGAUGCCCUUGUCAUUUGUUGUGAAUUAAAUGAUCAAACCCGCCACAUGAUUAACAAGGAAGUCAUGUUGGCAUUGGGUAAAAAGGGAGUCCUAAUCAAUGUUGGAAGAGGGGUUAUUCUCGAUGAGAAGGUAAUGGUGUGGUGUUUGGUGCAAGGUGAGAUAGGAGGUGCUGGCUUGGAUGUGUUUGAGAAUGAGCCUGAUGUUCCUAAAGAGCUCUUUGCAUUGGAUAAUGUUGUGCUGUCACCCCACCAAGCAUCCCUUACUUCUGAAUCUUCCAAGGCUUUAUGUGAACUUUUGGUGGCUAAUUUGGAAGCAUCCUUUUCAAAUAAACCCCUAAUAUCUCCAGUCAUGAAUGAUUGAAUGG
This is a messenger RNA of Quercus lobata, 1021 nucleotides long. Its product is annotated as glyoxylate/hydroxypyruvate reductase HPR3-like. The record is from RefSeq and is a predicted model, not a curated record. Gene Ontology annotation, molecular function: NAD binding; hydroxypyruvate reductase [NAD(P)H] activity; glyoxylate reductase (NADPH) activity. Gene Ontology annotation, cellular component: cytosol. The transcript has 2 exons. Bases 1 to 1017 code for a protein of 338 amino acids. NCBI's taxonomy places the organism in Eukaryota, Viridiplantae, Streptophyta, Magnoliopsida, Fagales, Fagaceae.